Auanema sp. JU1783 is the source of this 1197-nucleotide messenger RNA. The record is from the annotation of a GenBank genome assembly. Lineage: Eukaryota; Metazoa; Nematoda; Chromadorea; Rhabditida; Rhabditidae.
AUGAAUGAGGAAGAGAAACAUGCCGUUGACUCUUUAAGAAAUGAGUGUAAAGAGUUACUCUCCACACAAUUUGGGACUGAAUUCAACCUUCUUCGUUGGGCACAGGGUUACGGUUUUGAUAUUGAUGAAGCAUCGGAAGAACUAACACGCCAUCUUAAAUUCCGACGCUUUUACGACCUGGACAAUGCUGAGAAAAUUAAAGAACACGAAAUUUUAAAAAAAUAUUUCCCAAUAGGACUAGUUGGAGAAACUGGAGUCGACAACAAUUUACUCGUUAUCGAAUGCGCUGGGCGUAUUGACCUAAUGGGCAUUUUAAAGUCAGUGCACUUGUCUGAUUUUCUGAUCCAAAGAUAUCGGUUCCAAGAAAAGAUGCUGAUGGCGAUGAAUGAACUUGAGAAAAGAAGUGGAAAACAAGCAGCUGUAAUAUAUAUACUAGAUUUGGAAGGCUUGAAGUUUGAUCCCUGCUUACUAAGCAUUGUCACAGGACCAUAUCGCAUUUUGUGGGCUUCCGUAUACACUAAUUACCCAGAAUGGAUUGACAAAAUGUUUGUAAUUAAUGCUCCUUCGUUCAUGACCAUUCUUUGGAAAGCUAUUGGUCCCUUGUUACCAGAACGUACGAGAAAUAAAGUUCGUAUAUUUGGCACGCACGAUUGGCAAUCAGUUAUUCAAAAGCACGCAUUGCCAAAAAACAUUCCCAAACAUUGGGGAGGAACUUUAGUAGAUGCAAAUGGUGAUGCUAUGUGCCGCGAUCGUUUGAAUAUUCCUUUCGAUCCCAUUCCUCAAAGCUUAUAUUGGAAUCCUUCCAAGGAAACACCUGCAGCUGAUGAUAUGACGACUACCGUUGUACCUGCUGGUAAAGCCAAAAUUAUUACUUAUGUUGUUCCUCACCAAGACCAGGAUAUUUUCUUAGUUGUAAACAGAUUCUGCGAUCGAACAUUCGGAAUGGGAAUUUGGUAUCAUGAAAACGAAGCUGCUGUUGAUUUCGACCUGAGUGAGAUGAUGGAAUGGUAUCCUGACUUUGACUACCCUGGAAUGCCAACUACCGAUUAUAUGCGAAUUAAAGCUCCUGGACCUGGAGUUUACAAAAUGAAACUUGGGAACGAAUCCGCUUGGAUUCGAUCCUUGACCGUAUCUCAUAGAAUACGUUUCCAAUCCGAAGACAAGAUGGACUUCUCUAUCUCGACCCUUUAUAAUUAG